Talaromyces marneffei is the source of this 1026-nucleotide messenger RNA. RefSeq lists its product as uncharacterized. The coding region runs from base 1 to 1026 and encodes 341 amino acids. The transcript has 3 exons. NCBI's taxonomy places the organism in Eukaryota, Fungi, Ascomycota, Eurotiomycetes, Eurotiales, Trichocomaceae. Gene Ontology annotation, molecular function: hydrolase activity. Gene Ontology annotation, cellular component: P-body. The record is from RefSeq and is a predicted model, not a curated record.
AUGCAUAUCCUAGUUGUCAACGAUGAUGGCCCACCAUCCAAAAAAUUAUCACCCUACGUCCGUCCCCUUGCAGACGCGCUAAAAGAUGCUGGCCAUCGAGUCUCAGUCGCCAUCCCCGCCGCAUCGCGCUCCUGGAUCGGCAAAGCACAUAUCAUCGGCGCGUCGUUGACGGCUACAUAUGUACACCCCGACUCAUUCCGAGAAGAUGGGACAUGGAUCGACGAGAAUGAGAAGGAUGAUACACCCACAGCAGCAACAACAACAACAACGACGACGACGACGACGAUGACGAAUGGCCACCUGCCUCCAACACCCGCCGCGUCAAGUGAACAUCUCAACGUCUCGACUCCAGAUGAUCAGAAUGAGAAUGAGGAAGACUACUGGGCAGUAAUAAGCAACGGCACACCCGCCAGCUGCGCCCAACUUGGUCUUUACGAACUCUUCCCCAACCGCGGCCCCAUAGACCUUGUCAUCUCAGGCCCCAACCACGGCCGCAACGCUUCAACAAUCUACAACCUCUCCUCCGGGACUGUAGGCGGCGCGCUUGAAGCCGCGACAUGCGGCAAGCGAGGAAUCGCAUUAUCAUUCGGAAGUAAAGAUGAGCAACCACCUGCCACAAUCGCGGCGGCCGCCCGGUUAUCGACAAGGGUGAUUGAGCAUCUCUGGCGGAACUGGGAUGAGAGGGUUGAAUUGUAUAAUUUGAAUGUGCCCAUGAGAGAGGAUGUGGAGUCCAGACCGGUUCGGUAUACCCGUGCGUUGAGGAAUGAGUGGACCAAAGGCAGUCUGUACGCGGAGGUUCAGAUUGAAGAGAAAGAAAAGGUGGAGAUACAGCAGAAAGGAAAGUCGAAUAGGAUACGCCAGUUUCAGUGGUCGACGGAGUUGUCGGAUAUUAAGAGGAGUCUGGCCGAGAGUCCGCAGGGGACGGAUGCUAGGACUGUGCUUGAUGGAUUUACGAGUGUUACGCCUUUGAAAGCCAAUUUUUGGCAUCCGGAUGGGUUUAGUGGGGAUUUGCAAUUGGAUUGUUAG